AUCAACUUUGGCGAGGAGCAGAGCGUGGAUUUCGAAGGGAGCGGCGACCAGCUACAGAUUUUUGGCGUGCAGCAGUAUGAUCCUAACGCGCUGAACGUGUCACAAACAGAAGGCUUCUUCAGUAACAACGAAUCACAGUCUGGUGAAAGCUAUGGCUUUAUGACACUGAAUGAUGGGGGCGACCAGUCAUCAUCUCAAGGUGACUUUUUCAGUCAGUUUGGAAAAGCAACCACACCAUCAGGAGGAGAAGGUGGUGGUUUUCUCUUCUAAGAAACGCUGGUAUAUAUCACCCUGGAUACAAACAUGGUAUAUGGUAUAUGGUAUUAUAUUACUACUGUGUCGACUGUAAAGAUAAGAGUAUGCAACCUGACGUCAAAACCAUGCGGGAUAAUAAAUUUUGUCGAAAGCUAAAUGUGAUGGUGAUUUGAUGGUGAUAAUACAGCUGUAAUUAUGAUGAUGAUAAUGAUGAUGAUGAUAGUAUAAAAAAUAUAAUUCACCCGUGUAUAUACUAAAAUACACACAUCAUAUGAACCAUACGCGAAGAGAUGUAGGCACAGAACCAGAUGCGAGAACAGUGUGGCGCCAAUGCUGGUUAAUGACGACUCGACCCCCAUCCACAUUGGCAAUUAGCUCCAGUCUGAGGCCAGGGAACCAGCAGCUCGUGAGAAAAUCGAGAUUGUGCGUUGCAAACUCCAGGACGCUCGGGCAAACCUGUGCGAGCGAAUCUUCGGAGAACGGGAGACGAAGUUCGCGUUUCGUAUUCAGCUUUGUCGAGAUCUCGAUGAGCGUGCUGAUAUUGUCGGACUGUAAGUAUUCCACGUCUUCUCCCAUGAUGUGUUGUAUGUGGGAGCAUAUGGGGGAGGGAGGGUAGGAUUUGAGAGAAACGCCCGCACAUGCGGGACACACUUGCUCGUGGUUUGACUGAACGUGAAUCGAUAUCGAUGUUUGGUGUUUCGACACAACGAGAUGGUGUCGAGGACCGAGCCUCAGGUGUGCCGAGCAGUAAAACAGCUUCGGGACAUACCGGCCGCUUCGUAUGCACCGUACGACAAACUGGUUGUACACUGCGAUUGGAAACGCCGCCGACCCGCUGGAAAAGUGCAAAACUGCCACCGAGGCGGAGGGAUUGCCCGUGCCCAUCGCUCCAAGGGUGAGCAGCGAGUCUGUCAACGGUUGGGUCACGAGGCAGGGGAUGUAGAGCGAUGCAGAUUCGUGGCACGACGGAUGGCAGCAGAUGAGGUCCAUGCAGUUGAGAAUGAAGAGCGUCUCACUCCAGUACCUCUGGUGCAUCCGUCCGCAGCGAUAUGCGAGCAGGAGCAUCUCCUUCGUGAUGAUGCCCUCUUGUGACAACUUUGUGAAAGCCACCUGUACUUCAG
This is a messenger RNA of Geodia barretti, 1376 nucleotides long. The record is from the annotation of a GenBank genome assembly. NCBI's taxonomy places the organism in Eukaryota, Metazoa, Porifera, Demospongiae, Tetractinellida, Geodiidae.